AUGGAAAAUGGGCUUUUAAUCGGAUCUUCUUCGCCGAAUGGGUUGUAUCAAAAUUUUCCUAAUUUUGAUAAAUUUCCCAUUCAAGGCUCUUCUUCCUCCACUUUAUCUUUGGGGGUUUUGGCUCCGUUUUAUGAUCCAUUCGAUCCAUUUCAACCUUCAUCGAUAAAUGGAUGCUCAAACAAUCGUUUUCAUUUAAACGCAUCGAUUCCUUCUGGAUCAAACGGUGCAAAUCAUGUCAUGCAUGGCGGUCAAAAUGUAGGGUUCUUGAACUAUCCUCCAAGAAUUUUACUGGAGGCGUUGAAUCAAGGUCAGAAUUUUCAACCAAAAAAUUAUCAAGCAUUCGGAUCAACGAAUGUGAAUCUAUCGGAUGAAGUUUCAUGCUUAACAAAGGAAGGUGGAAAUCGAAAAAAAGUUGAAUCCAAGAGGAGAAGGAUGCAUCAAAAAAGGACUAAGAAAGUUCAUCAAACCCCCAUUAUAGUUAAAGGGCAAUGGGCUACGGAGGAGGAUAGGUUAUUGGUGCAAUUAGUGAAGGAAUAUGGAGAAAAAAAAUGGUCUCACAUUGCUCAAAUGUUGAAUGGGAGAAUGGGGAAACAAUGUAGGGAGAGGUGGCAUAACCAUUUAAGGCCAGACAUCAAGAAAGAUUUAUGGAGUGAGGAAGAGGAGAUGAAGCUAAUUGAGGUCCAUAGACAAAUAGGUAAUAAAUGGGCAGCCAUUGCAAGGGAAAUGCCAGGAAGGACUGAAAACACCAUAAAAAACCAUUGGAAUGCAACAAAAAGGCGGCGAUUUAGCAAGCGUAAAGGCCAGUACAGCUCUCUCUUGCAGGACUACAUCAAGAGCUUGCCUUCAGAUUCAACUGUCAAUGAUGGUCAAAAAGGCCCAUCAUCCGAUUCCAACUUGCGAAUCCUUGAUAAUACCGACUUGGAAGAAGACAAUAAAGAUCAGAAAGGCCCAACUUCUGAUUCGGAUAAGGUAGCGGAUUAUCAAAUUUAUGAGAAAAUGGCUGUUGAAGAAGAUGAUUUUGGAUCGAUGCUCAAUGAGAGCAAUAAAGCAGAGUUGGUGAUGGAGAUGAAGAUGAUGCCAGCCGGGUUAAUGGAUAAGGAGAUGAGCUUUGAUUUAGAGAUUAAAGGAUCUUGGGCAAUUGCCCAAGUAGUCAUGAAGAGGGUACUUUUAGGUGUCAAGUUAGAGAUUAAAGGAUCUUGGGCAAUUGCCCAAGUAGUCAUGAAGAGGGUACUUUUAGGUGUCAAGGUGUAA
This is a messenger RNA of Camellia sinensis, 1251 nucleotides long. Lineage: Eukaryota; Viridiplantae; Streptophyta; Magnoliopsida; Ericales; Theaceae. The record is from RefSeq and is a predicted model, not a curated record.